This is a messenger RNA of Eimeria mitis, 318 nucleotides long. RefSeq lists its product as uncharacterized. The transcript has 2 exons. Bases 1 to 318 code for a protein of 105 amino acids. The record is from RefSeq and is a predicted model, not a curated record. NCBI's taxonomy places the organism in Eukaryota, Apicomplexa, Conoidasida, Eucoccidiorida, Eimeriidae.
AUGGACCGCAAACGGAGCGCCAGUUACGCCCUUGAUGAAAAGCCGACGGAGAGCAUAACAGACACCUCACCGGCAACUGCACAGACACACAUGCCGAACGCUUCUGGAGACGGCGCCACUCCUGAAGAUGUGGUCCGCGAAACGCAAGCGUCCGACCUCUCGCGUCGGAGUUCGGACCAUCUGCCCCAGUCACAGCAGCAGCAAUCAGGUGCAGCAGCAGCUCCCGAUGCUGCUCAGAUGCAGACGGCGAAAAGGGAAACUCUGGCGCAGUCUUUGCUUCUCCUGCUGACGCUUCUCCCGAUGAUCAACAACAAUUAG